AUGACGGUGAUGUUGAAAAAUGAUCACAGCAGCAAAAAUAAAAAUAAUUCUACAAAGAACGUUCUAAGCAUAGGCAGGAGUCUCGCGAACAACAUAAACAACGUCCAGAACAUGAACCUGGACAACGCUUUUGAAAUGUUAAACCCUCCUCUUAGGAACAAAUUAAAUGGCAAUUACGCGAACAAUUACAGUCUCAACAGGCAUGGCGACCAUGCAAGAUACUUAGCGAUCCUUUCGUUGAGGAACAUUUUAUACAACACUGCGACAUCAUCGACGACAUCCUUCCAGGCGACAACAGCCACAACCACACAUGCCACAUCCGCUUGUAGCAUUCAGAUAAGAGCGAAGAUAGGGCAGACAAUCGUUGUCACUUCAUAUUUGAGACCAACAUUUUAUAUCAACAGUCAGCAACAUCAACAAAACCAGCAACAAUCACAACAUCAACAAACUUUUGCAACGAGUUUCCAAAGUUUUAACAACUCCACAGCAAAAGGUAACUCAUCGUCAUCGGAUGUUCUAAACACAAACAACGAUUUGCCUUCAAUUGACUUCCUACGAUCCUGGUUAUUUACUGUAGCCCAAAAUAAAUUUCAAUCACAAACAGCAUCAACAACAAAAUUUUCAACAUUCUCAAACUGUUUUUCUACAAUAUUGCUAGUUGACGGCAACACAAAUCACCUGAUGAAUUCUUGUUCCGGCAACAAAAUGACGUCACAAAGAAAAGACCAGUUUAAGUCGCGGUCACAUGAAAUUAACAUAACUCUGUUGCCAACUGCUUACCGAGACAACUACAACACUUACAUCACCAACAGCAAUCACAAUCACAACAACCACAACAAUCAUUACUACAACUACUACAGCUACAACAACGACGACAACAACCACGCUGUGAACGGUAAAAAUAAUUACAAAAAGUUCAACAUCGAUAUGAACAGCAUUAAGUUUGGCAAUAACGCUCAGCAUCAACAACAUCAUCACCAACAACAACAACAACGUCAUCAACAACAUCUACCACAACAUCUACCACAACAGCAGCCGGAGCAGCAGCUACAACAUCAACUUCAAUCACCGGAGAUAACGACAGAUUGGUUCCUCCUAAUCAAAUUGGAAGUCCAAACGUGUUGUAGCAACUUUUUAUGCCCAGUUGGCACCAAAAGUAAGUUAGCAUCAUCGUUUGAGACGCAAAUCACGUAG
This is a messenger RNA of Helobdella robusta, 1194 nucleotides long. RefSeq lists its product as hypothetical. NCBI's taxonomy places the organism in Eukaryota, Metazoa, Annelida, Clitellata, Rhynchobdellida, Glossiphoniidae. The record is from RefSeq and is a predicted model, not a curated record. The transcript is spliced from 2 exons. Bases 1 to 1194 code for a protein of 397 amino acids.